Pseudo-nitzschia multistriata is the source of this 3699-nucleotide messenger RNA. NCBI's taxonomy places the organism in Eukaryota, Bacillariophyta, Bacillariophyceae, Bacillariales, Bacillariaceae. The record is from the annotation of a GenBank genome assembly.
CGUAUUUUCCAUCUUUAAAAGAAAGAUGUUGUUGUUUUGAUCUUCUGAUACCGGAACCUCGUACCGGUACGAACAGGAAGUUCGGUUCAGAAAGAAUACUUGUAAUUAAGAUCAUACCACUGUAUGGUGUUGUUUCUCCUCUUUGAAGACUUGCGUAGAAUCGAACAACGGUCUUUUUCGAUCAACACCAUAUGCUAUGCCACCGACACAAUCAGAUUUAAGAACGACAAAAUACAGAAGGGGUAAAAGGUUGGAAGUGAUCAACACCAGAGUUCUUCACUAGUGCGGAUUUUGUAGCGACAAUCUACAUGAACUAAACGCAACCAAUAGCAUGUCGUCAGCCUCAACGAAGGUAGCAGCCACGCCUUCUGCGGGAAAUAUCAGAGAGGGUGAAGAUCAAGAACCUCUCGAAUACAAUCCGCGAUGGAUGGGUUACCUCUGCAUACUCACGUUCUCUGGGAUUAAUUUUGUUUCCAUCUCAAACAUUCCGGAGCAAGUACGUCGGACUCAUUGGGCAUCUGUCAUGAUCUUUGGGGUAAUGACAUUUUUGAUGGCUUCGACCAUCCUGAUUGUUGACCGGUGCCAGAGUAGACUCGGCAGAUGCUUCAACUUCACAAACUGCAAGAAUGGAUAUCUAGAGGGAUCGGUCCUCGUUUUUUUUGUACUCUGGUGGAUCGUUGGUGUCUCUUACAUAACUCGCCCUGGUGGAAUUGCCUAUACUGUGAGCAAUAUUUACUACAGUGCAUGGCUUACUAUCGCUGCCUGUAUAUACACUCUCAACGAAUGGAGUGAUUCGAAGGGUAUCUUGUCGAUCGCAGAAAUCACGUCGGUAUCCUUCACCCUGCGAUAUUGGUGGAUUCAUUUCACUGCUGCUUUUGUUGUUUUUGUCAGUUCCAUAAGCCUGGUAAGUGGAGUAUUGAGACUACGACAGCGCCUUUUUUUCGGUAAUAAAUCGAGGAUAUUCUUUUCAUCACGUCUCUCUCUUUCGUUUUUUGAUUUCCACUUAGGAAGUGCGCUUGGGUAACUACAUAAUCCAAGGCUUGAUGAAUGAAAAACAAGACGCAUUGUUUGGGAUAUUUAUGGGAGUGGUGUCGUUGGUAAUUUCGUCGUUUUUUAUCCUCGUACAUUACGAUUUUAUUACAUGUGUGGAGGAAGGUGGGUGGUCGGAACUUUUUUCCACCGCCUUGUUGAUCUUUGCUUGGGUCAUUGCCUUGUCAAUUUUGUGAGUUUUUGGGGGUAUUCGAUUCAAAUUAGUUCUCUUUUGUUGGUAACUGUCUUCCAAUAUGAAGGAUCUUUGCUACGUCAUUUCUCUCAUCCAACGAAUAAUGUGUGUGCUCUUCGCACUACUCUCUCCGUCUAUUUUUGCCUGAUUGUUGCUUUUCUGCAUUUAUGAUCACCGUUGGAACAGUACUAGCAGCGGUAUGUUUAUUUCUCUCGAGCUUGGAGGAGCCUCGUUUGUCAAUGGAAAAUUCCAAUCCCAUCUAACAUAUUUGCUUGGCACACUCCGUUCUGAAUUGAUCGCUAUGACUUCUGCGGCAAACGGUGGGCGAACCGACAGGUGGAAUAGCUUCAACCAUUUCGGGAUUCGAUUGCUUGCCUAACCUGAACGUUAAUUGGGGGAACAUCUCGAAAAUAUAUAACUGUACAAUCAUCAAAGACGGGGUACCCACGCCAUGCAGGUUAACGCGUUUCAUGCCUGGUUCGAACCUUUACUAUGCAUGCUGGGCAUGCAUGCUGUCGUCUAUCGCAAUCGCCUUCAAAUGGAAAGCGGCAAAAGCCUUGAGAUUUGCCGAAUCGCAGGCGGAACUGCGGCAAAAGCAACAAAACGAUGGAGGUGUCGAUGGAUACAAUGAUGUUGAUAGCAACAGCGGGGAUGAUAGCAGCCGCAACUAACCAUGAUCCUCGAGCAUGCUUUAAUUUUUUCUUGCAGCAUUACGAAAAGAGAGGAAGGUUGCGAUUUCGAGAAACAUUGGUUUUUGUUCAUAUGAUUUAUUUCUACAACUCGUGUUGAGAAAAUUCGAUUUUUUAUGACAUAGCCCACAUAUGUGAGAGAUUUUAUUGUUGGUCUUUGACCUUGCAGAGAUUUAUUGUGCAAGCCAACAGCAUCGUUCGCGUCUUUGCUGAUAGUCUGCUCGCAUUUACGAGUUGUUCGAGUCCUUCUCUAAUACUAAUUCUCGAUGACCGAGUUGCCUUCGAAUUUUUUUUCGUUGAUGCUAGUUGUUCCGUACGGAGUGAAAUAUCUUUUGGCAAUCGAUCAGAAGCGAACGACUCUCUCAGAUUUUUGAAUAUGUUGUCGUUCUCUUUUUUGUUGUGGUCGUCGACGACUAUUUUUCCAUCAUCUGCAAGAAGAGAGAUCAUUUCUUCAUAGCAUGGAUCUGAUUUGUUCAUAACUAGAAAAGAAUCAAACUCGGUAUCUUUCCCGGAAGAAUUGAAUUCAGAAACAUUAUUCUCCAUUUGCGUCGUCGUCGAUGAUGAUGCAGCUUCGGGCAUUCCGGUAGCGUUUUCACUCACAGCGCCGUUGAUAACACUUUCCAUCCAUUCGAAAAUUUCCUCUUGUUCGGAAGUAGGCAUCGAUUCGUGAGGAAAACUGACAACUUUGGAAUGGGAAGAUUCGAUAUCUAGAGCUUCGAAGGUAUCGUCAAUUGAGAGCGCAUCCAAUUUUCUCUGUUUGGUGAUAAUCAUUGCCUCACUGUCAUCGCACGAUCCCACGAAAGACAAUCUACGCUUCCCAAUUCGUGAUGAAUCAUUGAUGGCCACAGUAGGAGGAGUAGCAGAUAUUUCAUUAUGUGGUUGAAUCAUUUUACUUGCUUCAGUGAUGCGGAGGAUUUAUUUUUGUGUUGGCAAUGAGUAAAGGAAAUUCUUCAAUGUUAAUAAAUGUUGGUUCUCGGUUACUACUUCGUCGCGUGAUCUUGGCUUCGAUGAUAAAAGAAUGAGACCCGUUUUCCAGCGCUUUUACGAUCAGACAUGUGUUCCCUGUGCAUCUUUGAUACGAUUCCAAGUAGGAAAACGUUGAAGGUUUUCCUCACGUGCGAACUUCACGCCGUCCAAACUCGUUCUGAAGAACUCCUUGGAGACUCGAAAGUCAUUUUGACAUUUAUGAAACGUAUUAUUUAUGUCAGUCUGGGUUUCAAUAAAAAUUAUGGAUCUUGCGUGUUCAUCGACGAACCAAUUGAUUUCUCAAAUAUAAUGUCCGUCAUUCGUAAGGCUAAGGACAGAGGGAUCCUUCAAUUGAAAUGGGAAUUGAAUAACUGUACGUGCGUACAAGUACGUAAAGAUAAUUCAGUUAUGUAGAUUGCAAGACCUUACGAAGGAAGGACACCAUUUAAACCGAUCUAAUUUCAUCAUGUAACUUACAUAAAAUCGGUAAAACAUCUUCACAUAUGCCCAAAACAGUUAUUCAAUCAACUUCAAUGUUCUACCAAUCGUGCCAAGAAUGGACAAGAGUGGAUACUUCAUCGUUUUGUGCAAUUGGAAAUCCAAUUUGACCAACACUUGCAGUACGUCGUGAAGUACUUGUUAGAUCCAUGCGAGAGGAGUUGGAAAAAUUACACCAAAAAGCGGUGAUACUCAAAACAUCGGCUUCGUUCAAAAGUUUACUAAUGGCACUCAUACUACUGGUGUAUCGUAGGACAAUAUCUGUAAUCUUGAAGUUCAUACUGAGAUCCCGUCAUUUUGUUUCAAUAAUUAAGAUAGGGUAAA